GAUGUCUGAUGUUGACCUGUCACCUUUUGAUCCAAGCCAGGAGCCCACUUUCCCAGCAGAGCUGCAGAUCAAGUUUGAGACUCUAAAUGGAUCACGGAAGUUUCAAGGCCGCCGGUCAGUCUGGUUUAGACCAGCCAACCUUGAUGAGGCCCUGAAGCUUAAAGCGGAACACCCGCACGCUGUCUUUGCCUCGGGAUUUACAAAAAUAGCGCUGGACAUGAAAACACAGCAGGCCCCACCUACUCAUCUGAUUGCUAUUGGGCAUCUGAAGGACCUUGCCCAGAUUAAGUGGACCGACGCUGGUGUCACCGUGGGUGCGGCCGUUACCCUCAAUGACCUUGAGAAUCUGUGUCUGACUGCAAUUUCCAAACACGCAGUACAGAGCAUCCUUCAGAUCCUAAAGUGCGAGUAUUUCAUGUAUUGUUAGAGACACUACAGAGGUACG
Messenger RNA from Priapulus caudatus, 445 nucleotides. RefSeq names its product xanthine dehydrogenase-like. Lineage: Eukaryota; Metazoa; Priapulida; Priapulimorpha; Priapulimorphida; Priapulidae. Bases 2 to 427 code for a protein of 141 amino acids. Gene Ontology annotation, molecular function: iron ion binding; oxidoreductase activity; FAD binding. The transcript is spliced from 4 exons. The record is from RefSeq and is a predicted model, not a curated record.